CUUUGUUUAGAUUAUCGGACCAAUCAGAAUGUCGACUCCAUGACUUGGUAAGGAUGAAGCCCCUUGUGGUCAUAUUUGGAGGAGCAUCCUGACCCCCAUUAAUGGUUCAUAUGGAUGAUAUAGUGGACAUGAUCGAACGGCAUCGUGAUUUUGCUGAUUUCGUGUUUAUCUACAUCCAUGAGUCUCACCCAACAGAUGGCUGGGUAUUCAAUGACAUCAUCAAAAUAAAACAACAUGCGUCACUUGAGGAACGAUUGGAUGCUGCUAGACAUUUAAAAGAGCGCAUUCCAUGCCCCAUAUAUGUUGAUUCUAUGGAAAACGAAGCUAUGUGGAGUUAUGCAGCUCUUCCAGAUAGACUAGUGAUCGUUAAUAAUCAUAUUGUGGAGUUUAUUGGAAAAGCAGGACCUUUUGGCUUUAACACUGCUGCUGUCUGUGAAUGGAUAGAUCGGCAUAGAGACUAGAUCGUGUACAACUUUGAUCCAUUUAGCUUAUUGGAAAACCUGGACCUUUUAGCUUCACCAUUGUUCAUUGACUGCUCGUGUCUGAAUGUAUAGUUUAGAGAGAGACCAGACAAUGUUAAACUAUAAUUUUUUCUUUACCGCUGUUGAUGUCUUUAAAUGAAUGAGCACGGGGUGGACCAAAGGUCGAUAACUAUGAUUUGUUUGCAUACAUAAUAUCAUGGGCUUCAACAUAUUCUAUACUGGUAAUUAUGUAUUGUAAAUUGUAUCUGAUGUCUAACCUUUUACUGAUUUAUUAUGGCAUUAUGUAUUACUAAUUGUCGCAACGAGCGAACGCUGGGGAUAUAUUAUGAAGCUCUUCGUCCAUCUGUCCGGAAAAUAACUCGAAUACAGUACUAGAUUACAGUUGGUGGUUUGCCUUCAUAUUUGGUGGAAAGAUGAAUAUUGG
Messenger RNA from Owenia fusiformis, 906 nucleotides. The record is from the annotation of a GenBank genome assembly. NCBI's taxonomy places the organism in Eukaryota, Metazoa, Annelida, Polychaeta, Sabellida, Oweniidae.